Messenger RNA from Staurois parvus, 291 nucleotides. The record is from the annotation of a GenBank genome assembly. Lineage: Eukaryota; Metazoa; Chordata; Amphibia; Anura; Ranidae.
AAAAAAUUUAAAAAUCAAAUUCAGUCAUAAAUUUCUACCAAAAUGCAUUCUGCGACAUGUCUUUGCUACAAAAAAAACCCAAUACGUGUAAAUUAAUUGGUUUACGUGAAAGUUAUAGCGUUUACAAUGUGAGCAGGGGCGGACUGACCAUUUCGAAACUCAGGCACUGCCCGAGGGCCCGGGGUCAGUAGGGGGCCCCAUGAGAUGCCCUUGGUACCUUUUUCAUAGGCUUUUUUGAGUUUCUGCAAGGACACAGGGGCCCCAUGAUCCCCUAUUACCCGGGGGCCCCAU